AUGGGCGUUCACCUUGCGUACAACGACGUGCAUCCCUUCGCCAAGGUCAAUGUCACCAACAAGGCAUCUGUACAGAAGCUCCUCGAGACAGUCCUUGACCCCCUUGAGCCAUUCUUCUCGCCUGAAAAAGCACGGGUCAAGUGCCCUGGUGGCACUGCCGUGCGAUUUGACGAUGUGGCUGCCCAGAUCGAAGGGUUUGCACGGCCACUCUGGGGGCUAGCUUUCUUGCUCGCCGGAGACGGAAAAUACAGAGGCACAGACUGGUGGAUUGACGGUUACCGAGCAGGGACAGAUCCCAAGAGCCCAGAGUACUGGGGCUAUCCGAGGGACAAUGACCAGCGAAUGGUCGAGAUGUGCCCUUUGGGACUAAAGAAGAAUGGCGGCAAGUUUUCCAAAGAGAGACUGGAGAGCGACAUUAAGCACCUGGACACGUUCUACCGUGGCGACGGCUGGUCGAACGAUGGCCCAGAAGGCAUCCACCAGAUGGAUUACUACUCCUCGAGCUUUGCCAUUCAGUUUCUCCAGCUCAUCUACGCCAAACUGAACGGCGAAGACGACCCCGAGCGGGCUGCUGAAUUCAAGAAGCGAGCCCAGAUAGCAGCGCUCGACCUGGUGCACUACUACGACGAGGAGGGCCGUGCGAUACCAUAUGGCCGCAGCCUCUCGUAUCGAUUCGCUGUCGUCUCUUUUUGGGGAGCCAUGGCGUACGCAGACGUCGAGCUCCCGGCGCCCCUGACUUGGGGCAUGGUCAAGGGAAUUGUGCUUCGCCACCUGCGAUGGUGGCAGACGCAGACCUCUUUGUGGACAGCGAGCGGCACCUUGUCCCUGGGCUACUCCUACCCCAACACGUUCAUGACGGAGAACUACAACAGCCCCGGAAGUCCGUACUGGGCGUGUCUGGCGUUUAUCUGUCUCGCCGUGCCCGAGACCCACCCGUUCUGGACGUCGAAGGAGGAGCCUCUUGGAAACACGUUUCCUAAAGUCAAAGCCCUGAAGCACCCCGGUCAUAUUACGAGCUACCACGGUGGACAUUGCAUGCUUCUCUCCUCUGGACAGGCGUGCAGCUACCCGAUGCGAGCGACACAUGCCAAGUAUGGAGGCUUUGCGUACAGCAGCGCCUAUGGGUAUUCUGUUCCCACAGGUCUCUUCUCGCUCGAGCAAUACGCACUGGCUUCGCAACUCGGGCUUUCGGACGAUGGGGGCGAAUACUGGAAGACACGGCGACUGUGCGAGUAUGCUGCCAUUGAGUACCGCGACGAGAAGCCUGUUCUCGUAUCUGUGUGGAAGCCGUUCCCGGACGUCACGAUCAAGACGUACCUCAUUCCUUCUACAGAGGAGCAUCCCAACUGGCAUCUUCGCGCCCACCAAAUCGAGGCUGGUCGUGAGGUGAUGACGGCUGACGGGUCGUUCGCUAUACGGAACGUCGACAGUCAGACCGGUCGAAGCCUACAGCUGUAUGAUGCCGCGAGGCACGAGGGCACGUCGCCCAAAAUUAUUGGCAAUUAUGACGUGAAGACACCCGCUGGCUGGGCGGACGGCCGGGCUGGUGCCUUUGCGGUCUCAGCUGGGGCGGUUGGCAUCAAGGCACUGGAGGGUUGGGAAGGGCGCCAGGCCAACCUGGUGAAUGCAGACCCCAAUUCGAACCUCGUCGAGGCGCGGACUGUGAUCCCCACACUGCAGCAUACGAUCAAGCAGGGCGAGACGGUCGCAUACGUCUCUGGGAUUUACGCCAAGCCCACGGGACCUGGGGAAGACUUUCUUGAUGGGUGGGACAGGCCCCCUAUGGUACCAGGCUGGCUCAAUUCAGACCUUCGAUGA
Molecule: messenger RNA, 1818 nt
Organism: Emericellopsis cladophorae
Lineage: Eukaryota; Fungi; Ascomycota; Sordariomycetes; Hypocreales; Bionectriaceae
Exons: 3
Coding region: 1-1818 (605 amino acids)
Source: RefSeq, a predicted model, not a curated record